This is a messenger RNA of Gigantopelta aegis, 2803 nucleotides long. RefSeq lists its product as uncharacterized. The transcript has 2 exons. The coding region runs from base 2028 to 2726 and encodes 232 amino acids. Lineage: Eukaryota; Metazoa; Mollusca; Gastropoda; Neomphalida; Peltospiridae. The record is from RefSeq and is a predicted model, not a curated record.
AGAGGAAAAGCGCGCCAGGAACGGCAAGGGGGUGGGGGGGGGCAAAGCUGGCGGCUCAACCGCCAGCGGCGGUCCCUUCUGCGACGCCGCCCCCAGCCCAACCUGAGUUGACGAGACCAGCCCUGCGGGAAUCGUCGACCACCGAGAGGGACUGACUCAACACCGCCGACCGUCACGUGGCCCAGGCAGAACUGGCCGGUCGCCACGCCACAGGCCCGAUCAGCCGCCGUUGGCAAGAGGAAGGCAACAUCACCGACCAACCAGCCAGCCAAGACCGAGAGAACAGCGCCGGUAGUCCCCCCCCCCCCCCCCCCCCCCGAAGAGUCCGAGUGGACCGUCGUAGUGAGCGGACUGAAGAAACACCUUCAUCAGUACAUGCAGGGGAACACGACAGACCCGACCAAGCUCCGUGGCAGUUACCUCAACGCGGACUGGAGACCCCUGGAGGACGGCAGCGAGUACGAACUUCACAGUAAGAUGUUCGGUACUCACCACACCGUAGUCGUGACACACCGGAGGGAGCAGACCUAUAGACAGACCAUACUUUCGAACAAGUUGGACAACCGGAAUCUACAUAAGAUGAUCCGAGCGGUCUGCGGCCCCGACUACGGUACGGUAGUCAGUACCCUGUUACGACGCCAACAUCUGCUGCCGAACCUCCGGAACACUCCAGCCUCGCCGACGUAACAACCUAAUGCAGGCGUCACACUGUCCCGAAAUUGACACCAGAUGGACACACGAUAAAGGAAAUGUUCAAAUUCGGAUCUGAUCGUAAAAACAUCGGGCCAUUCGUGAGGGCAUCUUAAGCCAUCGUAUGACCGCCGGUUGAGUUUCUCAGGCUCCGACAGCAACUUCGUGAGCGGUGGCAAAAUCUUUGGCAUACCAAAAAAUUGCCGAAAGACCUUGCGAAGGUUCAUUUUCGUGUUGAAUUCAUGUGUCCAUUUUGCCCUUCGUAAAGCCAUCGUGAGUGCAUCUUGUCAAAUCGUGUCAUCUUAGUCUUUACUUCGUGUGAUGAUCGGUGCCAUCGGGCAUUUUUCGCCUCACGAAGACAAUACGAAGGAAACAAGAAGCUGCCCGAUUGUCUUAGGAAGGCAACACGACUACGUGAAGCCCUCGCAAUGCCGUCGUGUAGCCAUCGUAUUAUAGUACGAUGACAUCGAGAUGGGACCACGGUGUCGGCGAAGACAGCCGAAUUUGAGUAGCUCAAGCGUUUCACAUGUGUCAUGGUAACGUGGACAUAUAAAAGGCCAGCCUCAGAGCAUCUUCCUCAGUCAGUCCUGAGCAACUCUACAGAGCAGAGGCGUGUGUAACUCCCAAAGCUUCAAUCACAAUUAAUCACAAUUCAGUUCCUGCAGAAUGGCAUACUUUCAUGAUGAGACAACCAGGAAAAAGAAGGCAACAGCAUUGCUCCUUUUGAUGCACCUCAGAGAACAUGAUGAGCAACUCUUACAGGCCCAGCACCUCCUCUUACAGGGCAGGGGCAAACUGAGGCGAAGGAGGGAACCGAGGUCUAUGUGGGUCAGGAAAUGGCUGUCUGACAAAAGAAGAGAACGCUAUGGCCACUAUAGCACUCUACUAAGGAGCUGAAGACAGAAGAGAGAAGGCCUUCUACAACUACACAAGACUUCCCAGAGGCCUCUACGAUGAGGUCCUGCGAAGGGUAGAAGGCAGAAUAGAGAAGAAGGACACAUGGUACAGAAAGCCUCUCCCUCCUGGUCUCAAGCUGUCCAUCACUCUACGACACCUGGCCUGCGGUGACAAUUAUCCAAGCCUGUCCUACAACUUCAGAGUUGCUCCAAACACCAUCUCCCUUAUUAUUAAUGAAGUCUGCGAUGCCAUCAAAGCCGAGUUUACUGCAGUGUCCUACUACAACUGAAGAGUGGACCGCCAUUGCUGAGCAGUUUGAGAAGAGAUGACAAUUUUCACACUGCUGUGGUGCUCUGGAUGGCAAGCAUGUGGCGGUCACCUGUCCUUGGAAUACUGGCUCUGUGUACAGAAACUACAAGGGCUUCUUCUCCAUUGUCCUCAUGGCCCUGGUCGACGCAGACUACAAGUUUCUCUGGAUUGAUGUUGGCUCUGAUGGUUCCAGCAACGAUGCCAGUAUCUACAAUGGGUCAGAACUGAAGGAAGGCCUGGAGAGUCCGAACAACAUAUUCAAUCUCCCCGAAGAGAAGUCUCUACCUGGUGAUGACGUUCCUGUCCCAUACUACAUAUUAGGGGACAAUGCUUUUGGGAUCAACAAGAGCCUGAUGAACCCGUUUUCCAUCAGAAACAUGGAGCACCAUGAGAGAAUAUUUAACUACAGACUCUCCAGAGCCAGGCGUGUAGUGGAGAAUGCUUUUGGUAUUCUGGCACACAAGUUCCGAAUUUUGCUGAGGACCAUGAACGAGAGGCCAGAGGCAUGCAGAAAAAUCAUCACAACUUGUGUGAUCCUUCACAAUCUCAUCAGACUGAGAUAUCCAGCCACCCACAACAACCUGAUGGACUUGGAGGACCAGAACCAGAAUGUCAUCCCAGGGGCAUGGAGAAAUGACAAAGUACUUCUGGAUGUUUACCAUGAGAGGGCAAGGAACACUGGAACCCAGGAGGGGAGGCAAAUUAGAAGAUACCUGGGCCACUACUUUACCUCAAAGGCUGGUUCGGUGCCAUGGCAGGACAAGAUGAUCCUGCAAUUAUUCCCACAAAGCAGUGACAGUAAAAUGAAUACAGAGACACUAACAUUGUGAUGAUGAACAAAUUAUUUUCACAUAUUGCAUUGUAACUUAAAGCAAAAUGUGUAUAGAGUAAUAAAUUUUGUUUUUGA